AUGGUCACUGUAAUGAUUCCAGGACAGGCUAACUAUCAGGCCCCUAGUGUGAUUCCAGGACAGGUUAACUAUCAGGCCCCUAGCGUGAUUCCAGGACAGGUUAACUAUCAGGCCCCUAGUGUGAUUCCAGGACAGGUUAACUAUCAGGCCCCUAGUGUGAUUCCAGGACAGGUUAACUAUCAGGCCCCUAGUGUGAUUCCAGGACAGGUUAACUAUCAGGCCCCUAGUGUAAUUCUACGACCAGACUGCGUGGGUGUGGUCGCUGGGUUGGAACCUGGAGAAGUACGUCACCUUUGUUCCGGCCACCGUCACCUCCUGCAGCCACAGCUAACGUCGAAGGCACAGCAGGAACGCCAAGCUCCAAAACGGCACCUUUCACUAAUUGGAAAAAUGACCACAACGCACCAGGAACACACACAGCAUGUGACUUCACCACAGCAACCACGACAAGUGCCCCCACCACAGCAACCACAACAAGUGCCCCCACCACAGCAACCACAACAAGUGCCCCCACCACAGCAACCACAACAAGUGCCCCCACCACAGCAACCACAACAAGUGCCCCCACCACAGCAACCACAACAAGUGCCCCCACCACAGCAACCACAACAAGUGCCCCCACCACAGCAACCACAGCAAGUGCCCCCACCACAGCAAGUGCCCCCAACACAGCAACCACAGCAAGUGCCCCCAACACAGCAACCUCAGCAUCGUCACCCACGCCGACAGCUUCACCAGGGCUCACGGUGGCAGCACGGUGACCACAUCAAGAGCAAAUGGACGACUAGUCAAACGUCACCCGCGCUUGGCGACGUUCACACCUCUGAGCCCAGACGUCGGAAUACCGGUGAUGUCAGUGGGGAAGUCCCAGACAGCUACAUUGACACCACCUUCAGCACUUCUGCCGUCAGCACUGACAGCAACAACACCGCCGUCGUCGUCAGCACAACUUCUGACGAAAACUCCGAAGGAACGGAGCCCGCACCGGUUGUUAAACAUCACGUGCGUGAUGCCUCAGGAAGAAAAGAUACUCUAAAUUACCAGGGUCCCAGCGAGGUUGUGGAAGAGUCUGGCGGCCGUCUACGUCGACCAUCACGAGACCUGGGCCUCAGCCCUUAUGCAGGACCAGAGUCGGCGCCUCAAUUGCACUACACCCACAUCGAGCAGACGGUGUCGCCAGGUUCGCCCGUCUCUCUCAAGUGUUCGGCUGUGGGCACUCCGCCUCCUGUCGUCACCUGGACUCGCGAUCACCGCCCUCUCCUUCCUUCCCACAGCACGAGUGAGAGGAGCUCGAGGACGCCCCAGGGGGAGGUGGUGAGCGUAGUGAACCUGAGCUCCGUGACGGCGCGGGAGGGCGGCUACUACACCUGCACCGCCAAAAACGUCCAUGGCUCCGUCGCCCACACCGCCAGGCUCAACGUCUACGGUCCGCCCUUCGUGAGGGCCAUGGACAACGUGACGGCGAUGUCUGGGGAGGACGUAAGGCUGUGGUGUCCUGCAGGAGGGUAUCCUACUCCCUCCAUCAGCUGGCGUCGGGACGGCCACCCACUCCCUACCUCCCUCAGACAGGAUAUAGUGACCAACGGGACGCUGAUAGUGAGGAACGCAGGCAACGAGGAUGCCGGCCGCUACACGUGCGUCGUCACCGGCAGACAGGGGCAGACUGCCUCCUCUCACGUUUUUCUCCACGUGCUCAAGCCCCCCAAGAUCGAGCCGUUCUCGUUCCGGAGUGAGCUGCAGGAGGGCGAGCGGACGCAGUUGACCUGCAUGAUCAACUCCGGUGACCUCCCCAUCACCAUCAACUGGCUCAAGGACAGCCGACACCUCCAGCACGACCCCGGUAUUGAUAUCAAGUCCAUGAGUGAUUACUCCAAGGUGCUGCUCUUCAAGAAGCUCCGCGAACAUCAUUCUGGCUCCUACACCUGCGAGGCCGCGAACGCUGCCGCCACAGUCAACUACACCGCUGCUGUCAGGGUCAAGGUGUCACCGCGGUGGGUGGUGGAACCAGCGAGUGCCACGGCACUAGUGGGGUCAACAGUGGUCCUUGACUGCAGUGCCCGUGGCUACCCGGUGCCAGAGUUGACGUGGAUGCGGGCUCCAGGGGAGGCGGCGAAGGACUUCCAGGCGGUAGGGCUGGACGGCAGGAGGGCCUCGCAGGCGCCUAAUGGCUCCCUUGUCCUGCCCGACGUUUCCACCAGCAGCGCCGGCUGGUUCCUCUGUAGCGCCGCCAACACUGUCGGCAAGCCCAUCUCCAAGGUCGUCCAGCUCACCGUUCAUGCGCCGGCACGCGUGGUGACGGAGGGCAGGCGAGUGACGGGUCACGCUGGCCAGACGGUCAUGGUGGAUUGCGAGGCGACAGGUGACGACCCACUCACACUUACCUGGCACCGACAUCACGCCCCCGUCUCACAAGGCCACAGGACGACGGUGCGACAGGGUGGUAUGGGCGGGACGGUGAGGGCCGUGCUGGAGAUCAGGGCGGUGGCCGCCGCCGACGCUGGUCCGUACACAUGUCGCGCCAUCAAUUCCCACGGCGAGCAUUUCCAAGUGUUCGAUAUCGCCGUUAUAGAGCCGCCCACGGCACCUACAGGAGUGACGGUGUCUGAGGUGGGCAGCCGCUCGGCUCGUCUCACCUGGAUACUGCCUCAACCUGCAGCCAUCACCAUACAGUACAGAGCGGCUGAGGGCGAGUCAUGGGUGUCCCAUGGGCGUAACGUGAGCGUGGGUCAGUGGGCGUCAUGGCACGUGCUGACGGGCCUCACUCCCUACCACACCUACGCCGUCAGGCUGAUGGCACACAACGACCUGGGCGUGUCGCAGCCCUCGCAGACUCACAUUUUCACCACCCUCGAGGAAGCACCGACAGGAGCGCCCCGGGACGUGCGGGUGGCGGCAGGAGGCCCACAUUCUCUGCUGGUAACAUGGCGUGCCCCGGUGCCCCACCUCACCCACGGUCCCCUCAGGGGCUACUCCAUCGCCCUGCGUCGCCAGAACCUGCAGGGGCACCUCACCUACAUCACCAGGCCAGUCACGGCACCUGCAGGCGACGUUGAGGGUGUGGAGCAGUAUGAGGUGCGGGACCUCACUCCCGCCUCCCUCUACGAGGUGGCUGUGAGGGCCUUCACGAGGGCGGGGCCCGGACCUCUCUCCUCUCCCAGGAUUGUCGAUGCCACCAGCCACGACGCACCUUCGUGCCCUCCUGCCGGAGUGUCGUGUCGCGGGUCAGGUCGAGGCAGCGUGAGGGUGUGGUGGUCCCCCCCGCCCACACACUGCGUCCCUGCCCCGGUCAGCGGCUACACCAUCGUCGCCACGCCCACCAAGCACGCCCAUCACACUACAAGCGGCAGCACCUGGGAGGUCAACACCACCAACCUGGAGAAGAACUUGGACGGUCUCCCGCCGGCCACUAACGUCAGCGUCCGCGUCAGAGCGUUUAACGAGGUCGGCUUCAGUCCCUCUAACGACCCAGUCUUCUGUGUCACGGAAGAUGACGUGCCAGGUCCACCUCGGAGGGUGAGGGUGAUAGUGACAGGCGGCACCACACUGCUGGUGACGUGGUCGCCACCAUACCCACGGGCCGGCACUAUUCUUCACUACACUCUUUACUCGGCCAGGGACGACCAGGUGGCGGUGAGAGAUGUGGUGGGUGCAGGUGGAUCAGAGGCCACCUGGCGGGAACUAAGCGGCCUCAUUCCUGCCUCCAGGGUGCAGGUGUGGGUAACUGCUACUACAGUGGCCGGGGAGGGCAGCCAAUCCCCAAGGCUCACCGCCCUGCCCACCCCUACACCCACACACACUCCCGUUGCUGUGGGUGGUGGGCGGUCAUGGUGGGUGGGGUCAGGUUCAGGAGUGACCCUGGGGUGCAGAGGCCUCGGGUCACCGCCUCCAGUCAUCUCCUGGAUGAAGGAUAGUGUCACCCUCGGCAGCACCCACCACACCCAGCUCCUUCCAGGAGGAGACCUGCACCUCACAGCGGUGCGGGAGUCUGCCAACUACACGUGCUGGGUCCGCAACAGUGUGGGCGUGGACAGUCUGACACACCAGGUGGUGGCCGUCACCGCGCCCCCGCCGCCCACACUCACCUUCACCCACGCCACCCACUACGCCCUCAACCUCACCAUCAACCAGGCUGGUGACGGAGGGGCGCCCAUUCUUGGUUACACCGUCCACCACCGCCAGCGGGCCGGGGAGUGGGCGGAGACGGGCGUGGACCCCGGGGUGAGGAGCCUGGUGGUGCGGGGGCUGCCGUGCGGAGCUCCUCACCACCUCUACCUCACAGCCUGGAACACCUACGGCACCAGCGCCCCCAGCCCUGUGCUCCUCGCUAACACUCUUGGCAGCCCCCCGGGCCGCCCUGAUCCUGCUAAGGUAGUGGAGAUCAACGCUACCUGUGUCACGCUACGCCUCUAUAUCUGGCCGGAGCUGGGCUGCCCCAUCACCCACUGGAAGGUUGAGCUUGGUAACGAGGAGGCGGAGGUACCCUGGAAGCCCCUGUAUACUCAUGUGAACCGGGAUACCAACGACCUGGGCCUGUGUGACCUGACGUCGGCUACCUGGCACCUUCUGCGGAUCACUGCAGCGUCCACUGCGGGAGACACAUCUGUAGUGUACCGUGUCGCCACCAGGGACCCCGCUGGAGGUUCGAUGGCAGCGGAGUCGGUGCAGGAGGUCCUGGUGAGCAACCCGACUAUGACAGGUGGCUGGCUGGAUGCUCAUGUUGUGGCAGGAGCCGUCAGCGCCCUACUGCUGGCUACUGCUCUCAUUAUCUGCCUCUGCGUCGCUGUCAGGCGGCGCCGGUAUGGUGGGUACAGACCGGGCAAGAGUCUGGACAACAAGGGUGGAGGAGAGGAGGACAAUGCCCGCAACUCCGAGCUCACCCGCGCCCACCUCUACUCUCCCACGCCCACCAAGAAGCCCCACGGCUCCCUGGCCUCCCUCAAGACGCAGGACGACACCUCUGACCCCUACGAGAUCUGCCCCUACGCCACCUUCAGCGUGGGCAGUUCGGAAGGUACAUUAGAGUAUGGUCUGUCUCUACACGCUAUGACCCCCCGCGACUGUCUGGACCAUCCUGUCCACAGUGAGCGGCACAGUCAACAGUCUCCCGCCUACGGCCAGGUCCCCCGCCAGCGGGCACAGUCACACUACAAGGAGACAGAGAUUGCUUACAUAAGUAACCGGAGCCGAGCAGAGUACGGGAGCCGGCCCAAGUCCCUCCCCGCAGCCCAGCCCACGCCCACGCCCACACCCGCGCCUGCUGGGGACGCCUCCGAGCAGAGGGCGUGGCCCGAAGACCCCAGGAAGGACACCCGCAGCCGCCCACAUCGCUCCAGGAGCCGGUCAAGAGGAACAGACACCUCGCGCCGUGACUCCAGCACGGAGAGCAACGAUGCCUCCUCGCCCGUGCAGCAGCCACAGCGACAGCACUAUCAGCACCCUCAGAUGCCACCCAAGCCCCACCACCUCUCUCAGCAGUUAGCCGCACAGCAGCAGCAGCAGCAGCAGCAGGCAGCAGUGCGUGUCGGGCCGCACCCGCUGCCCCCUGUUCGCCAUGCCAGAGUGCCGAGCGAGUCAUCCUCGAGCGAAGCGUCUCCCCUGACUCCCCCUCGACCUCUUCACCCACCCACAGCGUUCUCCGACUCGAGGGAGCUGUCGGAGGCGGAGUGUGACAGAGAGAUGGCACAAGACUGUGCUGUGGGCGAGGGGCCGUCGGCCGCCGCCGCCGGAGGAAGAUGCAGUGGCUCCGGCGGGCAGAGUGCGGUCGACAGCAUGCCCGCAGAGCUGACCGUCUUGUUGCAACGCUACAAGCAGCACCUCGGGCACGAUGCCCAACACAAACAGCAAAAACUUCAAAGAGGACCCCAGAAAAAUCCUUACAGUAUUAAUGUGUAGUUUCAACCUUUUUUUUUUUUAUUAAAAAUACAAAACCAUAAAAAGUAAAAAUAAUCAUUUUUCGGGGAAAAUAUUUAUAUUUUUAUAUUUCAGUUACUGAAAGAUAUAUAAUUUACUUAACUUUUAACUGAUAUAAAUACUCAGUGUUUAAUAGUGCUUUUUACACAGUUUAAUCAACACUGAGUAUUGUUGGCAUGUCAACAAGCGGAAAAUAUAUGCCAAGUGGACGAUGCUGUCAUAUAGUCUUAUAAAUGCUGUACAAUUUGGCAGCUGAACAUAACUGUUACAAUAGAUGCAUGAUAAUCCUUGUACAAGUGUGAACACAGCACAGUGUGAACCUCGUACCAAUGUGAACACAGCAGCACAGUGUGAACCUCGUACCAGUGUGAACACAGCACAGUGUGAACCUCGUACCAAUGUGAACACAGCACAGUGUGAACCUCGUACCAAUGUGAACACAGCACAGUGUGAACCUCGUACCAAUGUGAACACAGCACAGUGUGAACAUUGUAUCAGUCUGAACACAGCAGCAGCACAGUAUGAACCAAAAGCUUUCUUUCAGAAAUCUCUCCUCUGUGUGUUCAUCAAAUCAACUUUGAGAGGUAGCGAAACAUCACGACGAGACUGACAUUGGUCAGCUCCUGGCUGACGACCUGUCUCUCCUCUACACCAUAGGGCAAACUAAGGGCCCUUGAGUGAUGACCAUUGUCUCUGCUACAAUAUUUCCCUGACUUAAAGACCCUGGCUGAAGAGCAUUAUCUCCUCUACAUCAUAAGACUGACCAAGGGGCCUAGUUAAAGAGCUAGCAUCUUUACAAUACAUGGCUGACCAAGGGGCCCUAGUUAAAGAGCAUUAUCUCUACAAUACAUGGCUCACGAAGGUUCCUAGUUAAAGAGCAUUCUCUACAACACAUGGCUGACAUAGGGCCCUGACUGACGAUCAGUGUCUCCUCUACAUCAAUUACUAGUUCGUACCUUAUACUGAACUACGAUGCUCAUCAGUAAUUUUAUGAAUUUGGAGCCAAAUGUCAGGAGAACUAUUAAAGGGAAACAGUGAAUUUGUACAGAAAUUUAGUAUACAAAAAUAUACAUUCAUAAUAUAUACUUACAUACAUGCAUACAUACAUACAUUCAUACAUACAUUUAUAUACUGUACAAAACUAUAAACUAUUUUAAAUUUGUCAAUCAUGUUAUAUAAUUCUGAAAUUAGUGUAUCAAUAUUUAAUUAACUGUAUUUUGUAUGAUAAAACUGCACAUCUUAACUGAAAUUUAAUUCGAGUCAUUGUAUAGGCCUAAGAUACAAGUUUUUGUAAUUAUCCUUUGUUAACAUUAAUAAACUCCCAAUAAAUAAAAACAAUAAAAAACAAAAAAAAAACUAUGGGAUCUUAAAAUA
Messenger RNA from Procambarus clarkii (red swamp crayfish), 7284 nucleotides. NCBI's taxonomy places the organism in Eukaryota, Metazoa, Arthropoda, Malacostraca, Decapoda, Cambaridae. The record is from RefSeq and is a predicted model, not a curated record.